This is a messenger RNA of Anastrepha ludens (Mexican fruit fly), 1033 nucleotides long. Its product is annotated as protein late bloomer-like. The coding region runs from base 217 to 897 and encodes 226 amino acids. Lineage: Eukaryota; Metazoa; Arthropoda; Insecta; Diptera; Tephritidae. The record is from RefSeq and is a predicted model, not a curated record. Gene Ontology annotation, cellular component: membrane. The transcript has 6 exons.
AUUCGACUUUCCACGAGCAUUUUCUAUUCAUUCCUUGUGCUAAUUACAUAGAAAUUUUCAUUUUUUUCGGACAAACGUGUACGCCAUUCGUAGUCGUCGAUGUGGCACAGGCGAGAUCGUUUCAUUGCAAACGACUCACGUUGAGGUGAUUUACUUAUUUAUUUAUUUUUGGUUGAGUGAACGCAUUUUGAGGCGAGCAAAAACAAAAUUGAAAUCAUGAAAGUGCCCUUCUCAUCAGCCACGCUGUGGAAAUAUGUUUUCUUGGUGUUGAAUUGUUUGAUAAUUGUCUUCGAUGUGCUACUCAUUUCAUGCGGCGUCAUCUCUUUGGGCGGUGCCGGCACCUUAGCUGGUGCCUAUACGGCUGCUUCUAUUGGCUUCCUUGCCAUGUUUAUAGCCUUCAUGGGCGCCAUGGCUUCCGUACGUCAAUCGUUAAUUCUGUCAUGGGCGUAUAUAGUUACCACAGUGCUUUGCAUUGUUUUGCAAACAAUUUGUAUGAUUGCAUUUGGCAUUUUGAAGGAUGACUUUACCAUCAUGGCAGCGAAACGCGUGCAAGGUAUCUGGGAUGAGCGCCCAGAAACGCAGCAGGAAAUGGACGACAUUCAAGUGCAGCACAACUGCUGCGGUCGCGAUAGUCCGCAGGAUUAUUUGACGGAUAAAAAACAGACUCUGCCGAAUAGCUGUUGCCGCUGGGAAAAUUGCUCUGAUGAUGAGAAUAUUUUUCCCAAAGGUUGUGUCGAUGCCGCGACGACCUUUUUCAAUGAACAAAGUGAUAUUCUUAUUUUGAUAAUUUUGGGGCUAAUUGCUUUUCAGGUUUUUGGAGUGAUUUCUGCGUAUUAUUUCACACGCAGCAUGGUAAAUCAUCAACAGAAACGCGAACAGAUCAUCAUAAAUGAAUAAUUGAGUACUUUGCACGAAAAUGUUGUUAUAAUAAAAAAUUUAACAUUUUUAUGUAAUGUUAAAUUUGAAUUUGUUUAUGGGUUUGAUAUUUAAAAAAACUUAAGAUAAAAAUAUAAAAUAAAAGCAAAAAUAAAGA